Messenger RNA from Mugil cephalus (flathead mullet), 4579 nucleotides. RefSeq names its product myosin IIIB (gene myo3b). Lineage: Eukaryota; Metazoa; Chordata; Actinopteri; Mugiliformes; Mugilidae. The transcript has 38 exons. Gene Ontology annotation, biological process: protein phosphorylation. The record is from RefSeq and is a predicted model, not a curated record. The coding region runs from base 315 to 4391 and encodes 1358 amino acids. Gene Ontology annotation, molecular function: ATP binding; protein binding; protein kinase activity. Gene Ontology annotation, cellular component: myosin complex.
AAAAAAAAAGGUAAAAAGUUUAGUGAUAGUCUGUGAUUUAUAGCUGAAAAUAAUAGAGGAGCUGCAUUAGCAAUAGAACAAGCACAUUAUGUGUGAUGUCUCCGUGUGUCGCGUAAGGUCAUCCCCCUCUAGUCCACAGGCCUUUGUUGGGCCUUUGCUCCUCUGAAAGAGGUCCCACUGCCAUGUGACCGAGCAUUCGCGCGAUAAUUGGUCCGAACCUCACAAACAGGGGAGCCCCUCUGGGUAAUGACCAAUGAUCGCACGAAGCAUCUGCCAAUUAGGCAAAAAAGAAAUGGGACCGGCAGAGGAAUUUUAUGCACAUGAAAUCCACAGAGGCUGUGGGACAAGUUUCAGGCGGGGAGACGUCGCAGACAGUCCCCCAGCAGACUUCAAUGGACGUUUCCCCAUUUGCUCCAUAUGCAGAUGUUGGAGAUGGACACAUGGAGGUAACAAUGUCAAGGAGGUCACUGUAUGGGCUGUACCCUUACAAGUGUAGCAUGAUUGGCCUGGAGAACCUGGGCGACCCUUCGAGUAACUGGGACAUAGUGGAGACCAUCGGUAAAGGAACGUAUGGCAAAGUCUACAGAGUGACCAACAAAAAGGAUGGGAGCCAGGCAGCAGUGAAAGUGCUGGACCCGAUCAAUCAUGCGAACCACUCAAACAGAGACAUGGAUGAGGAGAUAGAGGCCGAAUACAACAUUUUGAGGUCUCUGUCCAACCAUCCUAAUGUGGUGAAGUUUUAUGGCAUGUUUUACAAGUCAGAAAAACUAACAGGCGGACAACUCUGGCUGGUACUUGAGCUGUGCAACGGCGGCUCUGUCACAGAACUCAUCAAAAGCCUGCUCAUGCGAGGCCAGCGUCUGCAGGAGCCCGUUAUCUCAUACAUCUUAUACAACGCCCUCUUGGGCCUCCAGCAUUUGCACAACAACCAGAUUAUCCAUCGUGACGUCAAAGGCAACAACAUCCUUCUGACAACUGAGGGAGGAGUCAAACUGGUUGACUUUGGUGUUUCAGCUCAGCUGACCAGCGCUCGGCUGAGGAGGAACACGUCGGUCGGGACGCCGUUCUGGAUGGCUCCCGAGGUCAUAGCCUGUGAACAGCAGUACGACUACUCGUACGACGCCCGCUGCGAUGUGUGGUCCCUCGGCAUCACAGCCAUCGAGCUGGCAGACGGAGAUCCCCCACUGGCUGAGAUGCAUCCGGUUAAAGCCCUCUUCAAGAUCCCACGAAAUCCUUCGCCCACGUUACGAAAUCCGGACCAGUGGUGCAGAAGUUUCAGCCACUUCAUCGGCCAGUGUCUGAUAAAAGAUUUUGAGGCGCGUCCGUCUGUGACGCACCUUCUGGAGCACCCCUUCAUCAAGCAGGCCCACGGCAAAGAUGUGGCACUCCAGCGGCAGUUAGCAGCUCUCAUCCGAGAGCAGCAGGAAGUGGGCUGCACAACCAAAACCAAGCACGAGCGGAUCAAUACUCGUAAAACCCUCAUCAUACAGCGCUGUCCUGAUGAUGAUCUGGUAAACCUGGAGUUCUUAGAUGAGGAGAUAAUAAUCAGCCAUCUCCAGAAGAGGUAUGACGAGCUGCAGGUGUACACUUACGUCGGUGACAUUCUCAUCGCUCUCAAUCCUUUCCAGAAUCUCAGCAUCUACUCCCCCCAGUUCUCAAAGCUGUACCACGGUGUGAAGAGAGCUGACAACCCUCCGCACAUCUUCGCCACCGCAGAUGCCGCCUAUCAGGGAAUGGUGACUUUUUGCAAGGACCAGUGCAUCAUCAUCAGUGGAGAAAGUGGUGCAGGGAAAACAGAAAGCGCCCAUUUGAUUGUUCAACAUCUCACUUUCUUGGGAAAGGCAAACAAUCGGACGCUACGCGAGAAGAUCCUGCAGGUCAACCCUCUCGUCGAGGCCUUCGGAAACGCCUGCACGGCCAUCAAUGAUAACUCCAGUCGUUUCGGCAAAUACCUGGAGAUGAAGUUCACGCCGACCGGAGCGGUCAUCGGGGCCAAGAUAUCAGAAUACCUGCUGGAGAAGUCGAGGGUCAUUAAACAGGCCGUGGGAGAGAAAAACUUCCACAUAUUUUAUUACAUGUACGCCGGGCUCUACCACCAAGACAAGCUGAAGACUUACAGACUGCCAAAGAGGACGCCUCCCAGGUACAUCGACAGCCAGCACUGCAAAGUGAUGCAAGACAUUGUCUCGAGUAAACUGUACAAGGAGCAGUUUGAUGCAAUUCAGGAGUGCUUCCGAAAUAUCGGCUUCACGGAGGAGGAGGUUAACUCUGUUUACCGAAUCCUCUCGGCCAUUUUGAACACUGGCAACAUUGAAUUUGCUGCCAUCACAUCUCAGCAUCAGACCGAUAAGAGUGAAGUGCCUAACUCGGAGGCCUUAGAGAACGCUGCAUCUCUCCUCUGCAUCGGCCCAGAGGAGCUCCAGGAGGCGCUGACCUCUCAGUGCGUGGUCACGAGGGGCGAGACCAUCAUCCGCACCAACACCGUGGACAAAGCCACGGACGUCCGCGACGCCAUGUCCAAGGCCCUGUACGGGCGCCUCUUCAGCUGGAUAGUCAACCGCAUCAACUCGCUGCUGCAGCCGGACAUGAAUAUCUGUGCUGCGGAGAGCGGCAUGAAUGUGGGAAUCCUGGACAUCUUUGGGUUUGAAAACUUCAAGAAGAACUCGUUUGAGCAAUUGUGCAUCAACAUCGCAAACGAGCAGAUUCAGUUUUAUUUCAACCAGCACAUAUUUGCCCUUGAACAGAUUGAAUACCAGAGCGAGGGAGUGGAUGCCAGCCUGGUGGACUACGAGGACAACAGGCCCAUUCUGGACAUGUUCCUGCAGAAGCCAAUGGGUCUUCUGUCCCUGAUGGAUGAAGAGAGCCGCUUCCCUCAGGCCACUGACCAGACCCUAGUGGACAAAUUUGAGGAUAAUCUGCGCUGCAAAUAUUUCUGGAUCCCUAAAUGCAUGGAGCUUAGCUUUGGAAUUCAGCAUUAUGCGGGAAAGGUAAUGUACAACGUGAAUGGAUUUCUGGAGAAAAACAGAGACACUCUUCCCGCAGACAUCGUUGUGGUGUUGAGAACAUCGGAGAACAAACUUCUGCAGCAGCUCUUUUCCAGCCCCUUAACUAAAACAGGAAACCUGGCGACGUCCAGGGCCCGGGUCACCGCUGCCUCCAGAUCUCUGCCACCGCAGCUCACUUCAGGACGCACCAAGUCUCCCAAAUACCUGUUGAAGGUGGACACCAUGGAGAUGAUGCGUCACCCGGAAGAAACCACCAACAUGAGGAGACAGACCGUGGCCUCCUAUUUCCGCUACUCCCUGAUGGACUUGCUGUCUAAGAUGGUGGUGGGCCAGCCUCACUUUGUGCGCUGCAUCAAGCCCAACGAUGACAGGCAGGCGCUGCGCUUCUGCAAGGAGAGGGUGAUGGUGCAGCUGCGCUACACGGGGAUCCUGGAGACGGUGAACAUCCGCCGGCAAGGCUACUCCCACCGCAUCCUGUUUGAAGAGUUUGUCAACAGAUAUUACUACCUUGCGUUUCGGGCCCACCAGAUGCCUGAGACGAGCAAAGAGAACGCUGUUGCUAUACUGGAGAGAGCCCAGCUGAAGGACUGGGUGCUGGGGAAGACAAAGGUGUUUCUGAAGUAUUACCAUGUGGAGCAGCUGAACCUGCUCCUCAGGGAGGUGAUUGCUCGGGUGGUGGUGAUGCAAGCUUACACCAAAGGCUGGCUGGGUGCCCGACGUUACCGGAAAGUGAAGGAGAAGAGAAGCCGUGGGGCCACCGUCAUCCAGUCAGCCUGGAGGGGCUACGUCGCUCGCCAGAACCUCAAGCAAAUGAAGAAGGAGCGGGAAGAGGCCGCUGUCCGUAUACAGUCAGUUUACAGGGGCCAUCGGGUGCGUCAGGACUGCGGACCCCAGAGGCACAGAUGUCACCCCGAGGCUGGAGAAAAGACCACCGAGGAGGCGCAUACGGGGCACAUCCAGCAGGAAGAGGCGCAUAUGGACUCGAUACAUGACAUUAAACAAACUGUUGGCCCUGACAGCCGAGACAGACAAGUGAAAGACAUCAGCGGAGACAAAGGCAGAGGGGAAGACAGUGUAACGAAGCCGCGCAGGGAGACAGCUCGGCUGCGAGACACGCAGUGUAAACAAGGUCCAGUGAUGAAGCUGCAGCAGAGAACUCCUCGCCGGCGGGGCCAGCAGCCCAAGCUGCUCAACAGCCCCGAAGACAGCCUGUACUACAACCAGCUAAAUAGAACUCUGGAUUACCAGGGGAGCAAGAGGAAGCCGAGAAAACUUGGUCAAAUCAAAGUGCUAGAUGGAGAAGAUGAGUACUACAAAUUACUGUCAACUGUGGAGUCAAUCCCCGAGGAAGAGUACGCGACCGCGCCCCCCUCCCACCCUUUCUAGCGGGGGCCUCUCGUCAGUCAGUCAGAGCUGAGCCUCUCAACCAUGUCAGCCGGAUCGCACUCCAAACUCUUCCCCAGAGAACUGUAAGCACUCUCCGCUGGCUCUCCUGGCUGCCACUUGUAACCGGAUCGGGCAUCACCACGGAUCCAACCCGGCGGAUUUCCUCCAGGUCCCUUACGACCCCACUC